AUGUCGUCCCAUCGCUUACGCGCGCUCCCCUCCUGUUCUGUCGCCCUCUCUCUCGCCCCUCCCUUCCCAUCGCGCUCUCUCUAUCCGCGCCCUUCCCGUCGCCUCCCUUCCCAUCGCGCUCUCUCUCUCCGCUCCCUUCCCGUCGCCCUCUCUCUCCCCCCUCCCUUCCCGUCGCGCUCUCUCUCUCUCCGCUCCCUUCCCGUCGCUCUCUCUCUCGCCCCUCCCUUCCCGUCGUGCUCUUUCUCUCCGCGCCCUUCCCGUCGCCCUCUCUCCCAUCGCCCUCUCUCCCAUCGCCCUCGCUCUCUCCUUCGUUCUGUCCCGUCGCCCUCUCUCCCAUCGCCCUCUCUCCCAUCGCCCUCGCUCUCUCCUUCGCUCUGUCCCGUCGCCCUCUCUCCCAUCGCCCUCUCUCCCGUCGCCCUCUCUCCCGCUUCCCUCCUCUCCCGUCGCCCUCUCUCCCGCUUCCCUCCUCUCCCGUCGCCCUCUCUCCCAUCGCCCUCUCUCCCGUCGCCCUCUCUCCCGUCGCCCCCUCUCCCGUCGCCCUCUCUCCCGUCGCCCUCUCUCUCUCAAGUCGUCGUCGCUCUCUCACGUCGCCCUCGCUCUCUCACGUCGCCCUCGCUCUCUCACGUCGCCCUCGCUCUCUCACGUCGCCCCGCGAAAUUCCCUGCUGUUUUCUUAUUAUAA
Closterium sp. Yama58-4 is the source of this 681-nucleotide messenger RNA. Lineage: Eukaryota; Viridiplantae; Streptophyta; Zygnematophyceae; Desmidiales; Closteriaceae. The record is from the annotation of a GenBank genome assembly.